This is a messenger RNA of Sitodiplosis mosellana (orange wheat blossom midge), 621 nucleotides long. RefSeq lists its product as uncharacterized. Lineage: Eukaryota; Metazoa; Arthropoda; Insecta; Diptera; Cecidomyiidae. The transcript is spliced from 3 exons. The coding region runs from base 193 to 621 and encodes 142 amino acids. The record is from RefSeq and is a predicted model, not a curated record.
UGAUUUGAUUAGCGACAUUUAUUCCCGUGCAUCAUAUUAUUAUGUCGUUCGAAGUGAUUUCAUUUUCAAAGUGCGAUCUCGGCACGAAUUCAAACUGGCUCACAGUAAAUCACGAGCACUGCUUGAACUCGCAUCGGACGAGUGUAAAUUCAGAGCAUAUCUUUGGGGAAAAUUUCGUGACUCGGCACAGACAUGUCACAUUCGGCAGAGAUUAGCGAAGACGCUCUUUUGACCUGGCAAAAAUUCCCCACACAAAUCCGUAACGACUGGAUUUUUACGGCAUUUCGAGAGGAAUUUGAUCGGAUUCAAGAAACCGAUACAUUCUCGGCCAAAGGUGAACUGUUGCACCAGAAAGAUGGCAAAAAGGUAGAGUCAAAGACGAUGAACAAAUUUGACCUGAUGAAAUACAUUGUGUUCUCGGCGAUUUGGGUAUUUAUCGCAUGGAAUUUACUGACUGUCAAAGAGAAGAAUCUAACAGAAUACGAAAUUGUGUUGGAGCCACACAAAACUAAAGAUCGUUCAUCGAACAUUGGCCGCUUUGUUGGCCGCAUUCGCAUCGAUUGGAACGCUAUCAGCCUUUCAGGAUCGACCAACUAUGGACAACAUUAUCAAGUGGAUUGA